CACCACCUGCAGCACACGGUCGUCUCUUCCGCCUCGGUUGCGUUAUCCACGCCAUCCUCAGUGCUCCAGCAGCAACAACAGCAGCAGCAGCAACAGACGACGCCUACAACACAUUCCACGCCCACACAUGCGGUCAUGUAUGAGGAUCCCCCACCCGUGCCAAUUGUGCCCGUGCAGCAGCAGCAGACGCCACUUCAGCAUCUGCCCCCGCCACAGCAACAGCAACAGCAGCAGCAACAACAACAACAGCUGGCAACAGCUCCUGUUGGAGGUGCUCUUAGUCCCGCACAAACACCAACUGGACCCGCCGUCCAACAACCCCAGCAUCUCACAUCACCGCAUCAGCAGCAGCAACAACAACAGCAACAACAGCAGCAACAGACUCCAAACAGCGUCUCCAGUGUCGGCUCUUCAGGUCUUCAGCAGCAGCAACAACAACAGCAACAAAAUUCGGUGGUGGCGUCCGGUCAAAGUCAAAUUGUGGCGCCAACAACGGCGAGUGUCUCUCCCUCCAGUGUCAGUUCUCAACAAGCAGACAUGUCCAUCUCAUUAGCGCCAAUUCACAUACCCGCGAUCAGGCCCGGAUUCGAGGCGGAUGCCACGACGCCAGUUAAGCGACAUGCGCAUCCGUGGCCAUAUGAGAACGAGUUCAAUCAGUACCAUGCCUCGCCAUACUAUCUCGACCGGGAUCGCAAGCCUAUGUUCUAUGGCUACCCAGAGACCCAGUUUCAGCCAGCAUAUUGGCCCAACUACCGUGAUCAGCCGAGCUCCGCUGCAGCAGCGGCAUACAUGAGCGCCACCGACGAGCGCCAUGCAUCAGUCAGCGCAGCAGCAGCGGCGCGACAAUCGGUGGAGGGCACCUCGCAGUCCAGUUACGAGACGCCCACCUACUCCUCCCCAGGUGGGCUGCGCGCGUUCCCCGAGGCCUACUCGAGCACAGGAACUUCUGGAGGUCUGUCGGUUGGUGCAGUGGGUCCGAUGACUCCUACAAAUGCGAUGCACGAGUGGACCGGCCAGGUGUCGGUGCGAAAAAAGCGUAAGCCGUACUCAAAGUUCCAGACACUGGAGCUGGAGAAGGAGUUUCUAUUCAAUGCGUAUGUGUCCAAGCAGAAGCGCUGGGAGUUGGCCCGCAAUCUGCAGUUGACAGAGCGUCAGGUGAAAAUCUGGUUUCAAAAUCGACGCAUGAAGAACAAGAAGAACUCACAGCGGCAGGCCACACAGCAGAACAACAACAACAACUCCAGCAGCAAUCACAACCAUGCCCAGGCGGCUCAGCAGCACCACAACAACCAUCACCUGAACUUGGGUCUGAGCAUGGGUCACCAUGCAACCAAAAUGCACCAGUGACCUUUGGACAACAGCAGCGCCAGCGCCAUGGGCUUUGCUACCUACUAGCAAUUAGCCAAUCCGAAUCCCAAUCCCAGCUCCCAUCCCGAUCCCGAUCCCCUCUCCAAUCCUCAUCCGAAUCCAAAUACAAUUAAAAAUGAAAUGAUUAUGGACUUUCCUUGCUAGUUGCAUCUUGAAUCGAGUCCGGACAGUACAAAUGCAGGUGUAUAUCCCAUGGCGUAUGUCAGAGGUCAGAGGUCAGAGGUCAAAAGUGAGGAUUUAGAUGGAAGUUGGUUUAUGGGUGGAAAUGCGUUGGCGUCGCUGUUUUCAAAGCUAAAUUCUUUCGAUGGGGGAGUUGAAAUCUACGUUUAAUGAAAUGCAGUUAAUCAAUAAGUCAGUUCUUAAAAUAUCUAUAAACAAAUACAAAUGUAAAUCGCCCAGUUAAUCGAUGCUUGGCAAAAGGCAAAUGAGGAAAUCAUAAAAACAGAAAUUGACAAAAUGAGACAAUGAGAAAUUGGAAAAAAUGAAAUGAAACGAAGGAUGAAUAUAGUAUAUGUAUGUAUUUGUAUCUGUAUUUCUCUCAACGCUCUAAUAAAUACAUGCGCAUUACUUAAUAAUAAUUUUCAACUAUAAAUAAUAUAUGCAUAUACAAAAUACAUUGUAAUAUCCCUAUAAAUUAUACAAUACAAAUAACAGCAACAACAAUUCGAAUAGUAGAUUCUAAUUGUAAGCGCAGUUCGUACAUAAAUUGCAAUUGUAGGCCCAGAAAAUGUUCAUAAAUAAACCGCAAACAAAUUGUUUAACAAUUGUCACACAAUCACACACACAAAUAUACAUACACAGACACAGCGCUGCACUUUUAGCAUAAAUUUUGUCAGAUAUUGUUCGUUGUGUCGUGUUCUUAGAUAAAUUUUAAGUUCCUGUACAUAAACUAAGAUAUAAAACCAGAAAAAA
Molecule: messenger RNA, 2280 nt
Organism: Drosophila innubila
Lineage: Eukaryota; Metazoa; Arthropoda; Insecta; Diptera; Drosophilidae
Gene: Abd-B
Product: homeobox protein abdominal-B
Exons: 5
Coding region: 136-1347 (403 amino acids)
Biological process (GO): regulation of transcription by RNA polymerase II
Cellular component (GO): nucleus
Molecular function (GO): DNA-binding transcription factor activity, RNA polymerase II-specific; RNA polymerase II cis-regulatory region sequence-specific DNA binding
Source: RefSeq, a predicted model, not a curated record